This is a messenger RNA of Porites evermanni, 1974 nucleotides long. NCBI's taxonomy places the organism in Eukaryota, Metazoa, Cnidaria, Anthozoa, Scleractinia, Poritidae. The record is from the annotation of a GenBank genome assembly.
AUGAUAUUACCUCGCGGUCAGCCGGGUAAAACGGUAGCAGACGAAAUCAAACGUCCUACCUAUCAUCGAUUGCGAACAUUUAUUUUCUCCACGGUGGAAAUGAAUAUAAGAAGCGACACAGGUCGACUGAUAUCAUUUGCGUCUGGUGCUGUCAGAAUAACAUUACACUUUCGACGAAGGACAAUUCUGUAAGAUGCUUCUACCAAUGAACCACCAAUUUUAUCCUUAUCAGCGCUAUGUGUUUCCUAUUGCGCAACGAGGUAAAGGAGAUAUUAGUAUCUAUGAAGGAACACACCCGUAUGGUCAAGGUGGAAAUGGAUUGGGAGGAAUGUUUUGUUCUCUCUUUCGAACAGCAACACCUCUUCUCAAGACCGCUGCAAAGAAAGUGGGAAAACGGUUACUGUCCACUGGAUUAGGCACAGGAGUUCAAAUUGCUCAAGAUGUUAUGAAUGGGCAAUCACUGAAGAAAGCAACGAAAACGAGAGCAAAAGCUGCCGGAAAACAAUUUUUCACUGAGGCCUUUCGGGACAUGACGCAACAACAAGGGCGUGGAAAAGUAUAUAAACUCAAACGAAAGGCGAAUUCUGUCAGUACAAGACAAGUCAAGAAAGCGAGAACAUCGUCAGCAACGUUCAAGACUAUUUUUGACUGAGUAUGGCUUCAGCACAUCCCUUCUCUGCUCCAGGAGUUAACUCCAGUUUGCAGUCAUUCGAAGCGCCGGUCACCGAUGUUUCUAUUGUCAAAAGUAAAUGGGUGGACUAUGAACCAAUUCAGAGUGGCACCAAUCCCAUAGAAUUUGUGAUCAAACCUCUGUCCGAUUACAUCGACAUUAACAAAACUAAACUUCGUCUGGUGGUGAAAAUUACUAAACGAAAGGGAGGAGAGACAGGAGCUGGGAAGAAAUAUACGUUGAUCAACAACGCUCUUCAUUCUAUCAUCAAACAGUUCACUAUCAAGAUCAAUGAAACCCUUGUCACAGAACAAUCAGACACACAAGCCUACAAUGCUUAUAUCAAGACCUUGCUUAACUUUACUGAUCAGGCCAAGAAAUCUUACUUGACAAAAGCGUUGUACUACAAAGACACUGCUGGGCAUAUGGAUGAGGUGGAUAAUACAGCAGAUCGAAAUUUGGGUCUAAAAAAGAGAGGUUCUUUUACCACUGGAGAUGCUGAAGUUGGAAUGGUUGGUGUACCCCUGUGUGAUGUAUUCAACCUUGACAAGUUACUGUUGGAUGGAUUGGAAAUCAAAAUCAAGAUAGAUCUUAACCACACUGAAUUUAGUCUGAUGGGUGGUGAAGAUGCCAUCGAUUGCAAGUUACAAAUAGUGUCAAGUACGCUCCGUGUACGUACUGUUCAUGUGGCAGACAGCACUAAAUUGGAUCACGUAAACACCAUGACGGGUCAGAAGGCACUUCCUGCAAUCUAUACACUAACACGAACCCCUACGCAUGCUAGGAUCAUUCCUAGAGGAGUAUUAAAUCACACAGAGACCGAUCUAUUCAAUGGUCUCAUCCCCCAAUGCAUCAUAUUUGGAAUGGUGCGAAACGAUGCUUACAAUGGAAACUUGGGGAGGAAGCCAUUCAACUUCCAACUGUUUGAUCUGAAUGCUGUUCGUCUAACAGUCAAUGGAGAAGAAAUGCCUUACUCAGGCAUCGACUUGAUAGGCGGCAAGAAAAUCGAUGGCUACAAUACACUUUUCUCAGGCAGUGGUAAUAUGAACUGUGGUCAUGGUAUAGACAUUGACAGAGAAGAAUGGGAGCAGGGUUAUGGUUUAUUUCGCUUGGACACAACACCAGCAGGAAGUGGCCAUCGGAAUCAUUUGAUUCCUAAUCGCAGCGGAAAUGUCAACUUGUAUUUAAAAUUUGGCACUGAGACCCCUGCAGUUCUCAAUUUAAUUGUGUACGCAGAAUUCCAGAAUCAGGUGGAAAUUGAUCGUAACAGACGUGUGGUGUACGACCUGUCACAAGGUGCUUAA